Lobosporangium transversale is the source of this 372-nucleotide messenger RNA. RefSeq lists its product as hypothetical. Lineage: Eukaryota; Fungi; Mortierellomycota; Mortierellomycetes; Mortierellales; Mortierellaceae. The transcript has 2 exons. The annotation marks the transcript as partial. The record is from RefSeq and is a predicted model, not a curated record.
CUUAAGGUCCAUUCUGGAGCUGUUGAAUUGUCCUCACUUUCAUCCCGUCAUCCAGCGGAGAUUAUGUUUGACAUCAAGAAAACCAUCUUAAGGCUCGGAAUGGAAAUCAAAUCUGAUUCUGACUUCAAGAUCAAAUGCGUCCGCAGAAAGCGGAAGACUUCUCCCAACAACAAUGUCACUAAUAACGGUGAUGCAGUAGCAAGCCAUUCUAUUGCUAUAUCAGGUGAGCCGCUCUAUGGUGAAGAUUCGAUUGAUUCAGGUGAAGAAAUUCGAUUCUCAAUCGAGUUGUGUCGUAUCAAGAACCUUCAUGGCCUUUACUCGGUCGAUAUUCGUCGUAUGAAGGGUAAUCUUUGGGCCUACAAGUUUUUGUAU